CGCGCUUUGCCAGUGUCUACAGCGGUACCACAAAUGUCAAGCACUUAAUUCAUUGGAAGAACCCGCCAAAACCAGCCAUCAGUUCUCGCACCUGAGCUUCCUCACGUGCCAUGCCAAAGGAAAUUGUGACACUGAGCUUUGGGAGCUAUGCGAGCUUUGUUUCGGCGCACUACUGGAACCUGCAGGAUGAGGCAGCCGGCUACAGCGGCCGGGAGGGCUGGUCUGAGUAUGCGGAUUGUGUGGACUACGACACGCUCUUCUCUUCAUCUGAGGGCCGGAACGGCGCCAUGACGUACCGGCCGCGUGCAGCUUGGUUCGACCUAGCCGGCAGCUCCGGAGGGGCAUCCCACCGUGCCGAAGCAGCUGCAGCAGCUGCGGCGGCGGCGGCGGCAGGCGGAGGCGUUGCGGCGGUUCCCACUUGGACUGGCGGCGUGGAUGUGCAUCGGGCGGCGCCGGUGGCACGUAGCGCCUUCGCGGCGACCCUGGAACAGCACGAGGCUCUCGACUGGGACACCCUGGACGAGGCGGAGGCUGCCAGGCAGCAGGCAGUGCUGGAGGAGGCGGCGCGGCUACUCGACCCCGCGGCAGCAGCGGCGGCGGCACGCCGCCGCACAGGCGGCGCCGGAACCUCGUCAGCGGCAGCGGCGGGGGCGCGGCACUGGACAGACUUUUGCAAGGUGCUGGUCAGUCCGCGCAUGGUGGUGUCGCUGCCGGGCUCCUGGAGCGGCCCCUCGGAGCAUUCGCUGGCGGCGGGCUGGGGCGCGGCGGCGGGCGGCCUGUUGGGCGGCGGCGGCGGCGGCGGGCUGCAGAUGGUGGAGGAGGGCGUGGACGUGGUGCGGCUGCUGGCGGAGGCGUGCGACAGCCUGGCGGGCUUCCAAAUCCUGGUAGAUGAUCAGACCGGCUUCGGCGGCUAUGCCGCCGCCGUGCUGUCUGAGGUGGUCGAGGACUUCCCCGGCCGGCCGCGAGUGCUGUUCUCGCUGAGACAGCCAGGCGCAUGGGCGGGCGCAGCAGACGUCGCGGGUCCGGGGCUGCCGGUUUCGACGGCGCAGAUGACUGCGCGCGCCAGGGACGAGUUGAGCGAGGCGCUGGCGCUGUGCCGCAUGAGCGAGCUCGCCUCAUUGUACAUCCCGCUGGCGGCGCCUGCCGUACAGCUGUCUUCGGCGCUGCCGUACAUGUCGUCAUACAACCCGGCACUGCCGUUCCACACCAGCGCGCUACUGGCGGCGGCGGUGGAUAGUGCAAUGCUGCCCACACGCCUGACUGGCCGGCGCACCCCGCUGGGCGAGUCAGUGGGUGUCAGUGACCUGCACUCCCUGAUACAGCUGCUGCGCCCCGCCGCCGCCGGCCUGGCAGCGCUGCACCUGUGCCUGCCCUGCCCCUCCCUUCCCGCCGACCUCCAGCAGCUUCAGCGCCAGCUAGAUACACGCAUCCGGCCGCCGCACGACUCCACCGCUGUCACAGCCGCCGCGGCCGCGGCCGUGGCAGCCGAGGCGGCGAUGCAUCCGAGAGGCGGCGGAAACCGCGGCACGGCGGCGGCUGCGUCACAGCCGCGGUUGGUGCGGGGCGAGUCAGUGUACGGCAGUACGGCGCAGCUGACAGGCUUGGAGCAGCUGGCCAGCCUGACGCCGGGCAUCAGCGGGCGGGACGAUACGGCGCUGCGGGGGGGCGGCGCCAGCCGGGCCGAGAGCUACUGCCUGCGAGGCGCGCGCACCGACGCCGGCCCUGCCUCCACCGCGUCCGCCCUGGAGGCCCUGGACUCGCUGCUGCGGCGGCGGGCACACCGCAUGUGCGUGCGCCACCGCUGCGCUACGCCCAUGCCUCUGGCCCUGCCGCUGCCCUUCCCGGACCUCUUCUCGCCCGUGGUUUCCCUGCACGGCGACAUCAUGCUUUCGUGUGACGACGGUGGCGGAGGCAGAGGCAGCGGAACCAAGGUGACAGACGCGGCGGCUGGUGGCGCAGGGAACGGGCUGCCGGGUUCAGUGAGCACCCGCGCGGCGGCGGGCGCGGCAUCUGCCUCGGCGGCCAGCGCGGCCCUCACAGCAGUGCCCGUGGGCCCGGGCGGCCGGGCGGCGGGGCAGGGCGUGGCCAGCGUGGGCGUGCUGACUCGGCUUCAGGCCACAAGCGAGUUCAUGGGCUGGGUGCGGGGCGUGCAGGCGCGCUGGACGCGGGGGGCGGGGGCGGCUGCGGGCCGGGCGGUGCUGGAUGCCUGGGAUGUGGGGCGAGAUGACGCGACAGAGGUAUCGGACCGCCUGCACGAGCUGGUGGGGAAGUUUGCUGCGGACGAUGACGGGAACCACUAUUGAGGGAAGCACAAGGGAUCAGGCGCGUGGCCGCGUGCUUGGCCUUCAGGCGGUGUGCGCUCGAGCGGCUGGGUGCUCGGCUGGGGCCGCGGCAGGCUGCGGUGUCAGUCGCAUCGUGUGGCACAGUAUGGCUCGCGCUCCCCCAGCUUAACAUGUAAUAACUGCGCAGC
Messenger RNA from Chlamydomonas reinhardtii, 2470 nucleotides. RefSeq lists its product as uncharacterized. Lineage: Eukaryota; Viridiplantae; Chlorophyta; Chlorophyceae; Chlamydomonadales; Chlamydomonadaceae. Gene Ontology annotation, cellular component: cytoplasm. The transcript is spliced from 10 exons. The record is from RefSeq and is a predicted model, not a curated record. Bases 111 to 2303 code for a protein of 730 amino acids.